Messenger RNA from Doryrhamphus excisus (bluestripe pipefish), 2871 nucleotides. It is a transcript of the gene sbds, whose product is annotated as SBDS ribosome maturation factor. Gene Ontology annotation, biological process: ribosome biogenesis; cytosolic ribosome assembly. The record is from RefSeq and is a predicted model, not a curated record. NCBI's taxonomy places the organism in Eukaryota, Metazoa, Chordata, Actinopteri, Syngnathiformes, Syngnathidae.
CCUGUGGCCGAAAUCUAACCUUUCACCUACUUUGUUGUUUACUGUUAUCUCGAUCCCUUCACAGCCUUUUGACGCUACAAAAAAUAGGGAUUGUUCAAAACGUCAUUUUUGCCACUAUUAAUGUCGGUUCUGACUUAAUUUAUAGAUAAAUAAUUUACAAUACCACCCCAUCGGAACUUUUGUUUGACAUCAACGUUUCCCCGCGGACUCUAAUUCGGGAAGACACGGGCAACAUCUGGAAGGCUGAGGUUCUGCAGUUUACGUUUAUCGUCAAUUCUCUUGACGCUAAAUCAUGUCCAUUUUUACACCUACCAACCAAAUACGGCUCACAAAUGUGGCGGUGGUGCGGAUGAAAAAAGGCGGCAAGCGGUUUGAAAUCGCUUGCUACAAGAAUAAAGUUGUCAGCUGGCGAUCGGGAGCAGAGAAAGACCUGGACGAGGUUUUGCAGACACACUCCGUUUUCGUCAACGUUUCCAAAGGGCAGGUGGCCAAAAAGGAUGACUUGUGCAAAGCUUUCGGGACAGAUGAUCAGACCGAAAUUUGUAAACAGAUCCUGGCCAAAGGGGAGUUGCAAGUGUCUGACAAAGAAAGGCAGAGUCAACUGGAGACGAUGUUCAGGGAUAUUGCUACCAUCGUGGCUGAGAAGUGCGUUAACCCCGAGACCAAGAGGCCUUACACGGUCAGUCUCAUUGAGCGAGCCAUGAAGGACAUCCACUACUCCGUCAAGACCAACAAGAGCACCAAGCAGCAGGCACUGGAGGUCAUCAAGCAGCUGAAAGAGACCAUGGAGAUCCAGCGGGCCCACAUGAGGCUGCGUCUGAGGAUACCAGGCAAAGACGCCAAGAGGCUGAAGGACAAGCUCAAACCUCUCUUGCAGGUGGUUGAGAGUGAAGACUUUGACGAGGAACUGGAAAUGGUGUGUCUGGUGGAUCCCGGCUGCUUCAGGGAGAUGGACGAACUGAUCCGCUGUGAGACCAAAGGCCGAGGCUGUCUGGAGGUGCUGUGUCUGAAGGAUGUGGAGGAAGGCGAUGAGAAGUUUUAGGAGCACCACACAAGCGGGACUUGAUCCACUUUAACAUGCUUCACUCAGGCACUUCCAUAAAAGACGCUCAUCACUCAUGGAGCUCCUCCUCUUUGACUCAUUUGGACUCAUCUGUUUCAUCCUGGCCCUUCAUCAUUCCUGGCCGUGUUUGCUGGGAGCUUAUACAUCAGCCAAGUUACCCGCCUACUUUUUAUUGAACAGGUUUGAUUCCCCCCCUCGGCCAUCUCUGUGUGGAGUUUGCAUGUUCUCCCCGUGCAUGCGUGACUUUUCUCCGGGUACUCCGGUUUCCUCCCACAUUCCAAAAACAUGCUAGGUUAAUUGGCCACUCCAAAUUGUCCAUAGGUAUGAAUGUGAGUGUGAAUGGUUGUUUGUCUAUAUGUGCCCUGGGAUUGACUGGUGUACCCCGCCUCUCGUUCGAAGAUGGCUGGGAUAGGCUCCAGCACCCCUCAGGGAUAAGGAUAAGCGGUAGAAAAUGAAUGGCUAGUUUCUUUAAUACUAGCACAACAUUUCAAUCACACUUUAACCAUGUUAUAAUGAGCAGGGGUUGCAUUCAAAGACACAACGUAAUUCAAAUUGAAUUCAUAUUUCCCUAGCAUACUUAAAUGCAGCAGAUUGUACAUCAUUAUUAAGAGUUACAAAGUGAGUGUUAAGAAUAGCCACUUAUAGUUUUUCCACACCUUUGUUUAUUUAGACCACAACUACAAGCAUAAUAAACGUUGGGACUGAUCCUGAAUGUAUCUUACGUUGGUCUGGUGACAAGAAGGAAGUACGUCCAAGACUGAAUGGACUAGGAGAGACAUAUGACACGUUUAGUGUUGGAAUUGUCCCGCUGAUGAAGUGGUCAGGUCUGAAUAAAGUUACAAAAGAACGACAGACAUGCAGUGAUAGCAUGCAUUAAUUAUGUCAAAAAAUAAAUGGGUUAACGUGCUAUUUUGACAGCCCUAAUACCGUAUUUUCCGGACUAUAAGUCACACUUUUUUUCAUAGGUUGGCUGUUCCUGAGACGUAUAGUCCAGAGCGACUUAUAAAUGGUUACAUAAACACUGGACACCUUUUCUGUUCAUGUUUAGUUUUUGUGUUUGUGUUAGCAUAUCUUACACCGAUUCAGCCUGUUCGCUAUUCUUUUAUUGUUAGAACCUGCCUUCGUAAGACGUAAUGUCUGUUUUGGUAAAGUAGUUUGGAAAAUAAAUGACCCACAAAAAAUGCCACUUAUGCUCCAGUGUGACUUAUGUACGCUUUUUUCUACCUAAGUAUGUAUUUUUGGCCUUGUACGACUUAUACUCCGGAGCGACUUAUAUUCCAGAAAAUACGGUAAUUCUAGCAUCUUCGGAAUUAAGAAUGAAAGUCAUUUGUCACAUUGCCAUUACAAUUACACAUCACAUUCUAUAUACAUUGUGUUGGAUAGAUUCCCUACAAAAAUCCCAACCCCCAAGCGUGUUCAGGUGCAUUUUCAGUAAGUGUGAAUAUCUUAGAAAAGUUUAUUUAUUACAGUUGUGAAACUGUGUAAUGUGUAAAUAUAAAACAAAAGCUCAGUAUUGUAAACAGCAAAACUUCCUGAGCUUUUAAUUGGUCUGUUAGUAUGACACGAACACCUGAAAUCAAAUAACUUUUGAACCAUAUUGUCAUUUUUGUAGAUAUAUAAAUGAUACCUGGGUGGCCUUAGCUGAAUUAUGCAAGUUGAAUGUACAACAGCGAGAGUGUAGGCUUUAGUCAUGUCAUUAUGUAGGCAGUAAAUGUACGUAGUAGUAGUACGUGUACAUACAAAUGCUCAUGCCUCCAUGCGCUAAUUGCAACUUGGACAUUACACUUCCAAUCCAAAAGGCCGCCUGC